AUGGCUAUUCUUAAGUCAUGUUGUUGUUGGAAGACGGUCCGCAGUGGAAGUGUGGCAUGUGGAAUUUAUACUCUGUUCCUGUACACAAUCAUGAUGGUGACCGGAACGUUUCAUGUGCACACAGUCCAAGAUGACCCCGUACUGCUCACAUUUUCACUGCUGAUGGUGUUUUUGGCCGGCGCUUGUGUCCUAUCGUCUGUCGCCUUGCUUAUUGGAUUAUGGACGGACAAUCGAGCCCUGUUGCUUCCUUGGUUGGUAUCCAUAUCGCUCAACACACUACUGGACGUCGUUGUACUCUUUUACCUGACGGCUGAAUCGGACUUCAAUCCCUUUAUCGCAGUCCUUUUCGUCACGGAUAUUUUCAUCGCCGUUCUCAAUGUCUACUGCUUUCUGUGCGUCUCAUCACAGUAUGAGGAGUACAGGUGUGGCCGCACCGUACAUCUCCAUGGAGAGUUUCCAGAUCCACUGAAGCAGAUGUCGUGCAAGAAUCGUUACUCGACCAGACCAUCGGUGUUCAUCGCUGAUGAUCUGGGAUCAUCUUCCAUCACAAAGCUCAGUGCCAGCACCCAGCGAAGAUCAUCCGCCAUGAGUGGUUGUCGGUUGACCCCUAUCCGAGAAGAACUCCAACAGAGCGGAGCCCACCUUCUCCAUAGUCUCGGCUCAAUGGGAAGUGGACAGAAUCUUUCUCACAUCUAUAUCGUCCCUAGCAAGGCUGACAGCCCACAGGGAUCCGAUGAUUCCGCCGAGGACAUUGGAAACAAUGCGUGACAAAGGGAGUCCAAGCAAUCAAGGCGGAGGCCAGGGAACUACAAUGGCUGCUGGAUUCCUCGUCACCUUCAGCCCAAGCAGCUGCUACAUUAUGUCCCACACCACAUCCUUUCUUCUCGGAGUGACCGUCAUUUAACUUUAAUCCGCAGCCAAUUACAAUUCUAUUCGCUUUCGUCACUGUCAAUAGCAUUUCUAUUCCGAACAAAACGUGCUAAAACUGUGACGUCACCGUUAAACUGAAACGCUUCAGUGGAUGAAGCAUUGCUCAAUAAUAUCUUGAGCGGACUGUCCCUGAAAAGUCGUCAGGUUUGUUGUGCCCAAAUAUGGUGGCGGAACAUUCUAUUUAUUUCACAUAGACGAGCAAGGAGAUUAGUGCUGUCUGGCCAUUGUGAAAAGCAUGGUUACUCUCCUGGAGGAGUAACCUAACAGUGAGCACCGCCGUGAGUGUCCGAGGCCUACUUCGUGGAUUGCAAUGAAAUAUGUAGAGGGCCUUUCAGAUCUUGGUUCAUCGCAUCACCUUUCUCUAUAGUGUAUUCAUGGGCUCUGUACCUGUGACGUCGUCAUCUUUGUUCUUGAUAAGGCCGUCGUCCUGACCAGGGCUAUUUCCAUCUCGGCGAGGUGGUAUUUUGAGGGACUUUUUUGUGAAGGCUUUAGGAGGAUGACAAAUCCCCACGCCUCUUUUAAAACAGAAAAAAAAAAGUGGUAAGCACACGAUGGUCAUGGUGGAGAGAGAGACAAGUUCUCUCAUGUUCUUGAUGGUUGCUCAAAAGAUCCCAUUCUUACAUCUGCUGACUAAUAACUGAUAGGGAACUAUCACUCUAU
Molecule: messenger RNA, 1590 nt
Organism: Ornithodoros turicata
Lineage: Eukaryota; Metazoa; Arthropoda; Arachnida; Ixodida; Argasidae
Exons: 9
Coding region: 1-768 (255 amino acids)
Source: RefSeq, a predicted model, not a curated record